This is a messenger RNA of Lasiosphaeria miniovina, 1242 nucleotides long. RefSeq names its product major facilitator superfamily domain-containing protein. The coding region runs from base 1 to 1242 and encodes 413 amino acids. Gene Ontology annotation, biological process: transmembrane transport. The record is from RefSeq and is a predicted model, not a curated record. Gene Ontology annotation, cellular component: membrane. Gene Ontology annotation, molecular function: transmembrane transporter activity. The transcript has 4 exons. NCBI's taxonomy places the organism in Eukaryota, Fungi, Ascomycota, Sordariomycetes, Sordariales, Lasiosphaeriaceae.
AUGCCUUUCAAGCUCGCCAGCGCCGGCUUCUCAUUCUUCGUCGCUGGCGUCAAUGACGGCAGUCUCGGGGCUUUAAUCCCGUACGUGAUUCGCGACUACGGCAUCACGACAGCCAUUGUGUCCACUUUGUACGCCGCCAGCUUCGCUGGGUGGCUCACGGCAGCUCUGACCAACACGCACCUAACGCAGCGCCUCGGGCUGGGCACAAUGCUCGGGCUGGGCGCUGCGCUGCAGACGGCCGCGCAGGCGCUGCGCACGUGGCCGCCGGCGCCGCCGUUCGGCGUCUACGUGGCCACGUUCGCACUCACCAGCCUUGGCCAGGCGUACCAGGACACACACGUCAACACGUUUGUUGCGGGGUCGUCGUCGUCGGCGGGCGCGCACCGCUGGCUCGGCUUCAUCCACGCUGCGUACAUGGCCGGGUGUCUGGCGGGGCCGUUUGCAUCGUCGGCGAUUGCUUCUACCGCUCCUUCUGGUUCUAGUGAGUCGGCGCCGUCGCGCUGGUGGCUGUUCUACACGGUACCGCUCGGGCUGGGACUGGCGAACAUGGCGCUGGUGUUUGCCGCGUUCCGGGACUCGUUACCCUUUCGCUGGGGGCGGCAGACCGAUCUGUCGGUGCUGAGGGAAGGAGGACACGAGACCCGCGGCCCCAGCGCAACGGCACUGGUCAGACGCACGCUCAGCACGCCGAGCGUCUGGCUGCUGAGCCUCUUCUUCUUUUGCUACCUGGGCUUCGGCGUCACGGCCGGCGGGUGGGUGGUUGAGUAUCUUGUCGACGUGCGCAACGGCGACUUGGCGCACGUUGGCUACGUCCCGGCCGGGUUCAGCGGGGGCUGCCUGCUCGGCCGCGUCGUGCUGCCCGAGCCGACGCAUCGGUACGGCGAGAGGAGGAUGGUGUUUCUAUACUGCGUGUGCUGUCUGGUGUUUCAGUUAGUGUUUUGGCUCGUCCCCAAUAUCAUCGCAGCGUCUGUUGCCAUCAGUUUGCUGGGCUUCUUCUCCGGGCCGUUCUUUGCAACUGCCAUCUCCGUCGGUUCCAGACUCUUUCCGCCCGACAUCAGCGCCACGGCAAUUUCUUUCGUCUUCGUCUUUGCCCAGGUUGGCGGCUCCUUGUUCCCGAUUGUCACUGGAGUGCUUGGCUCCCACUUGGGCGUCGGGGUGAUGCAACCUGUGCUCGUGGGCUUGAUCGUUGCCACCACUGUCAGCUGGCUGCUAGUGCCGCAGCCGCCCAAGGAAAAGCAGUGA